AGAUAGCCACGCAUGGUAGUAUGGUCGCAGUGGGCUCCACCGCUGCUCCAUAUGAUCCCGCCCAGGCGGGUAAUCAUGCGGCAACUGGUCAAAUCGGAUUUAAAAGGCCUACAGUCAAUGUCAAAACGAACUUUUUGGACAAGUGGCAGUCUUCGUCAAAAGAAGUUAUCCCCCAAACAGAGCGAUCUGUUGGUUUUUGCAAUGAAGAAGAAGAUCUUCUGCGAAGGUUCUCUUCUCGAUGCAGUACAGCGAGGACAUCUAUUCGCCGACUGCAAACAUUUUGUAGAUAUGCCGUUGAAGUUUGACGCUGAGACCACCCUUGUCCGCUGGGAAGCCCUGCGUGCAGCUGGUCCAGUGAGCGUCGAACGUCUUCGCGAAUUUGUUGAUGAGUUCUUUGACCAGCCUGAAGACGAACUAGUAGGCUGUGAACCGAUUGACUGGGAUCCGUCGGAAGAUCUUUUCCACUCAAUCAAGGACGAAAGCUAUCGCGCAUUUGCUGUAGCUCUACAUCAGAAAUGGCCUACACUCUACAGAAAGAUUUCCGACAGCGUACGUGUUAAGCCAGAAAGAUACUCAAUCAUACCGGUACCUAACCCUUUCGUUAUACCCGGUGGAAGAUUCCGCGAAAUCUACUAUUGGGAUAGCUUUUUCAUCAUCAAAGGACUCCUGGCUUCACAUAUGUAUGUAACCGUGCGUGGAAUGAUCGAAAACAUGCAAUAUCUUAUUGAAGAAUUUGGAUUCGUGCCAAAUGGAAAUCGUAUCUACUAUCUUAACCGUUCUCAACCCCCUCUACUUACAUGGUCUGUUCACGCAUACUACAUGGCUACUAACGAUUUGGAAUUUGUCGAAAAACUUCUCCCAACAUUGCGCAAAGAGAUGGCGUUUUUCCAAGCGAAUAGGUCCGUAAUUAUGGAGGGAUGGCCCGGUCCACUAUAUCGUUACCGUGUCGUAGCAGAUGCACCUAGACCGGAGAGUUACCGUGAGGACAUAGAGAGUGCUGCACAUCUACAUGAGGAAGCUGACAAACAGAAAUUAUGGGGUGACAUCGCCGCUGCUGCCGAAAGUGGACGAGAUUUCUCCAGCCGAUGGUUCGGUCUAACGGGGCCAUGGGCAGGAAAAAUGGAAUCUACUAGGACUAGCUCAAUCGUGCCUGUAGACUUGAAUGCUAUUAUCUGCGGUAAUCUUCAACUAAUGGGUGAUCUCUACGAUGCCAUCGGUGAUAUCGAUGGAUCUAAAUGGUGUGCGCAAUCAGCCGAUCUCAUGAAGCAAACCAUUCAUCAAGUUCUUUGGAACGAAACUGUUGGUUGCUGGUUUGACUACGACAUAGAGAAUGACAAGCAUUUGCAUCAGUUCAGCGACACCAAUUUCUUCCCAAUGUACACAAAAGCCACCCAUGCAACCUUUGAUUCUGAAAGUAUAGUGAAUUAUUUACGUGGUACUGGUGUACUCGAUUUUCCUGGAGGUGUGCCAAGUUCCCUGGUUGCCAGCGGACAACAAUGGGACUUUCCGAAUGCAUGGGCACCAACAAUGUGGGUUUUGAUUGAAGGAUUGAGACUCAAUGGUCAGAAAGAAGUUGCUCUUGAAAUAGCGGAAAAAUGGAUUCGAAAAAAUUUCAACAUGUGGAGAGCAACUGGUGGAAAGAUGUAUGAGAAGUACAAUGUGGUAUCCGCCUGCUAUAAAAUCAUUGGUGGAGGUGGAGAAUAUGAGAUGCAGGAAGGUUUCGGUUGGACCAAUGGAGUUCUUCUGGACCUGCUGGUCACCUAUGGCAAUCAGUUGGUCUGGACACCGGCCGAGGAAUGCCAAUGCUGUGUACUUGAUUGCGUCUGCCUUGUUUAGUCUAGAAUUUGAUUAGUACUAGAAAAGCAGCAGCUUUCGCUUCUGCUAUGAAGGAGCCUCUACGUAUCAGCUCCAUAAAUAACGAUACGCACAAAAUUUUUUGUAGGACGACGUUGUUGAGUUUUCUGGGUUUUCUCUAAGUAGAAAAGAAGAAUGUAACGAUCAGAUCAUAUUGCAUUUUCACAAAAAGUCACUGAAGUAGCAGCGAUAAUUGUUGAAAAUCUAAUAGAAAAAUGUCAAAAAUGAGCUUUUACUUUGUCGGUUGUACAUACGAAUUAUACUGCAUGCUCUUUUCCCUUAUUAUAUACUGGCUGUGUCAUCUCCAUCUGACAACAGCAAUCUACAACAGUCUCUCUGUUUGCAUUGGGCGGAAUAACUCUCAACUUGAAACUCCAUCACUCGUCUAUUUGUUAAACAGUAGAUUGCAUAUUGUUCAUAGUUGUGAUGUGACACAGCUUUGCUGAGUCUGUGACUAUUUCGUUUUAGUAGUGGUAUUUUAGCGUUUGAGUAUGUAUAGGCGGGUUCCGACAAUCCAUGCUGCGUGU
Molecule: messenger RNA, 2381 nt
Organism: Cylicocyclus nassatus
Lineage: Eukaryota; Metazoa; Nematoda; Chromadorea; Rhabditida; Strongylidae
Source: the annotation of a GenBank genome assembly